Molecule: messenger RNA, 2379 nt
Organism: Trematomus bernacchii (emerald rockcod)
Lineage: Eukaryota; Metazoa; Chordata; Actinopteri; Perciformes; Nototheniidae
Gene: zc3h15
Product: zinc finger CCCH-type containing 15
Exons: 11
Coding region: 129-1412 (427 amino acids)
Biological process (GO): cytoplasmic translation
Cellular component (GO): cytosol
Molecular function (GO): metal ion binding; mRNA binding
Source: RefSeq, a predicted model, not a curated record
CUCACAUGUGGCCUAGAGAGACGCCGUCGCUGUUUGCGGUGUUUUAGCAUCUACUGCCCGAAACACCGAAUAUAAAACACAUAUUACGGCUUUAAUCGCGUGUCGCACACAGCUACUCCCGAGCCAACAUGCCUCCCAAGAAACCCGCCCAGCCUGCGGCGAAUAAAAAGACCCAGGAGAAGAAAAAGGAAAAGAUUAUUGAGGACAAGACAUUUGGCCUGAAGAACAAGAAGGGGGGGAAGCAGCAGAAGUUCAUAAAGAAUGUGGAGCACCAGGUCAAAUCGGGAGGACCUCCGAGGCCAAAGGCGGAUGGCAAGAAGGGGGAUAAGAAGAAGGAGUUGGACGAACUCAACGACCUCUUCAAACCCGUCAUCGCUGCUCAGAAAGUCGCCGCAGGCGUGGACCCCAAAUCGGUGCUCUGUGCGUUCUUCAAACAGGGCCAGUGCACCAAAGGAGACAAGUGCAAGUUCAGCCACGACCUCACCAUGGAGAGGAAGUGUGAGAAGAGGAGUCUGUACGUCGACAAGAGGGACGACGAGCUGGAGAAAGACACUAUGGACGGCUGGGACGAGAAGAAGCUGGAGGAGGUGGUGGCCCAUAAGCACGGAGAGUCAGAGAAGAAGAAAGUCAAAACAAAUAUCGUGUGUAAGCACUUCCUGGACGCCAUCGAGGGCAACAAGUACGGCUGGUUCUGGGCGUGUCCGUCAGGCGGAGAAGUCUGCAUGUACCGCCACGCUCUGCCACCAGGCUUCGUCCUGAAGAAAGACAAGAAGAAGGACGAGAAGGAGGAAGAGAAGAUCUCACUGGAGGAGCUGAUCGAGAACGAGAGAGCGGCGUUGGGAGCUAACGUGACUCGGAUCACUCUGGAGACUUUCCUGGCCUGGAAGAAGAGGAAAAGGCAGGAGAAGAUUGAGAAAGCGAGGGAGCAGAUGGAGAAGAAGAAGGCCGACUUCAAGGCGGGGAAAUCGCUAACGGUGAGCGGACGCGAGGUGUUUGAGUUUCGUCCAGAUUUGGUGGACGAAGACGACGAUGAAGCCGACGACACUCGAUACAUCAAUGAAGACGAUGAUGAAGAUGAGAACGACAUGGAGGAGGAUGACUUUGUAGACGUCCAGGACAUCGAUCUUUCCCGCUUUGUUCCACAAGAAGUCGACCACACCGUGGGAAUCACCGUCGCCUCCACGGACCGCUUCUCCUCCAGGAGCAAGGCCCGGCCCACAGACCCAGACUCCGAGGAGCUGCUGAACGGAGCCUGCGGCGGGGAAGACGCUAACGGUCUGUCGGAGGAAGAGGAGGAGGAGGAAGAGGAGGAAGAGGAAGUGGAGGAAGUACCGGUGGACGAGAACUUGUUCACAGGAGAAGAUCUGGAGGAACUGGACGAAGAACUGAACGAACUGAAUCUGGAGGACUGAGAGACACAACGUGAAGGCUGUGGGCCGGAGAGGAACCCCCCAAAGUUUAAUGAGAUGUAGAGUAGGGGUCUCCAGGACAGAGGACCUGCCGGAUGCUGAGCUGCACAUGUUGGGCAGUUUGCACAAUGACCUCAAGUUGUGUUCGGUAGCAUUAUUAGCAUAUUCUAAUAGUAGCUGAUUGUUUGGAGUGUUUUUGGGGGUUAUUGACGAUUAUUAGGAUCAAUACCAGAAAGUGGCUUUAUUUGUUCUCUCUCUCUGGACUGAUUUAGCAUUUUAUUCAAAUAUAUAACCAAUCUGUCCAAUUCAAAGGAUCCAGAGUCUUCUAAUAUCUUCAAAAUCAGCCUCAAAGUCAGUUAUUGAGGAUGUUCAGGAUCAGAAAGUGUCCACAUCUGUCCUCUCUGUGGACUGAGUUAGCAACCAUUGGAUACAGAGAGCACAACAUAAUCAUUGUUACCUCGACUGUGGACAGUUUUUUUUCAAAUAAAUAAGCAAUCUGUCCAAUCCCAAUGAUCCAGAGUCCCCUUACACUUCAAAAAAAUAAUCAAUAUCAGCCAACAGAGUUCAAAUAUAACUACUUUCUGGUUAGAAAUCGACCCCAAAAACACUCAAAUUGUCCAAAUCUUCCAACUACUAAGCGUAUGCCAAUGAACACAGCUUAUGCUAAUUGUGCUAAUUCCCCAACAUCUGCAGGUUAGCAUCCGGCAGCUUCUAUGUGUUUCAGACCCUUACUCCACAGGUGUGUCAUUGCGCUCUGGGGUCUUCCACGUGUUCACAGCAGGACUCAAUGAGCUGCAGACGGACGGAUGCAUGGCGACAAAGAGACCCGGCGUUUGAUUUUAAAACUUCAGAGACUCCAGAAACACAGCCUGAUUAUCUCAUGACAUCACUUCCUGUCGCGGCCGACUACUACAUCUUUGUUUUCUGUCGGCGUCCAGAUAUUUCCAUUAAAAGCAGAAUUUGUGCACUU